AUGGAGGGAUCAAGCAACUCCAACAACAACAACAACAAGAGCGGCGUGAAGAUGCAGAGCAUCAUGGGGAUGGAGGUGUUCGACUGCGCCGUCUGCUCCAGCCCCCUCAGCCCUCUAGUCUUCCGGUGCUCAAACGGCGAUUGCCUCUGCUCACCCUGCCGCGACAAGCUCCCGGCGGUCGAGCGCCUCGCCACGCAGCGCUGCCUCAGCAUGGAGCGCGUCGUGGACAACAUCUUCGUCCCCUGCAAGCACGGCUGCGACGCCAAGAUCACAUACCACCAGCAACGAGGGCACCAAUAUAGGUGCCCGGAAAGGCCGGGCAUGUGCAAGUGCCUGGUCUCCGGCUGCGGCUUCGUCACGGCAACCGAGGAGCUCUUCGACCAUCUCACCGCCGGCGCCGGCAUCCACCGGCUGCCAUGGGAGGACAUCAAGUACUUCGUGCCGUUCAAGCACGAGGUCAGGCCGGGCAUUCGGCUUCUUCGCGGCAGGAACAAGCUCCUCUUCCUGCUUGAGGUUGCCAGGGAGUCAUCCCCCGGCCAUGUGGUUUCUCUCACGUUCGUCCGGCCCAACGGUUUGAGAAGCACGGUCGGAUGCUCCGUGUUCUUGUGCGGCUUUCACCAUUACCAGGUUUCCAAGCUCAACAUUGGGCCUGAUGUUGCAUCCAAGCAGAUAUUGUGCGUGGUGUCCGAUGGAAAAUAUGGUGUUGAUCUCUAG
Molecule: messenger RNA, 714 nt
Organism: Brachypodium distachyon (stiff brome)
Lineage: Eukaryota; Viridiplantae; Streptophyta; Magnoliopsida; Poales; Poaceae
Product: putative E3 ubiquitin-protein ligase SINA-like 6
Exons: 2
Coding region: 1-714 (237 amino acids)
Cellular component (GO): cytoplasm
Molecular function (GO): ubiquitin protein ligase activity; zinc ion binding
Source: RefSeq, a predicted model, not a curated record